UUUACAAGAUGGGAAGAUUUACCAGACCCAUGGUAUCGUUAUUAUUUCUAGCUCUUUUUAUUGCUUUGGGCUGGACUCAAGACUGGGAAGAGAUGUACUCUGAUCCAGAAAUCAGGCUAAUUGAGCCUGCUCCUAGAGAAGGCAGUAAGGGAAAUUUAAUAGGAACUCAAAUAUGAGGAGGAACGAGAAGAAUAGGAAAAAGUGGAUUCGUUGCUGCUCCUAAUACGCAUGUCUUUGCUAAAUGGAAAACUGUUCACUCUGAUGUCGGUGGAAUGUGAAAAAUUACUAUUAAAAAGAAUAGUUCCGAAGACUUCCAGCCAGUGGAAGUCUUGGGAUAUACAGAAGAUGGAUGGUUUGAAUGUGGAAGAAAAGCUGGUUUGGAUGAAACAAAGCAAUUUAAAACUCCCAACUACACUUGAGAAAUGUGCACACUUCAAUUCCAAUUUGGCACAACUAGAGGAGAUAUCUCUGUUUGAUCAGAAAUCUCCUUGAAGGAAGGAGAAAAUAUUAGUUGUGAAGGAAAAUGAGUCAAUGGAGGAACUUGCUUUAAUGGAGUAUGUCUUUGUGCUUCUGGCUAUCAAGGAAAAUAUUGUGAUGGCAAAGGCUAUCUCGAAGAUAACACCCCCAGUAUGUGGGUUAUCUUAUUGGCUAUUGUAGCGAUUAUUGUAUUCUUUAUAAUUUUUGGAACUUGGCUAGUGAGAUUCAUCAGUAACGCUAAAGAAAAGUUCAAUGAUCGAAUGACCCCUGGAUAUAGCUUCAAUAAUGAAGUAGCAGACCAGAGCACUGAAGAAAACAAUGAGGAUGAUCGGUUUGACUCUUUUAGACAAAAGAGAAGAGGCUUUAAACAUCAUAGAGUGGAAGAGCAAGAUAGCUUUUAAGAUGAGCAAUUUCAAUUAAAGCCUCC
Molecule: messenger RNA, 904 nt
Organism: Moneuplotes crassus
Lineage: Eukaryota; Ciliophora; Spirotrichea; Euplotida; Euplotidae
Source: the annotation of a GenBank genome assembly